AUGGCUGAUGAUACGUACACAUGUCGCGUACAGUACGUAGAUGACAGCGAUCCGUUCGCCUCAACAUCGAACGCUUUCCUGGAACCGAUGCGUCCGGUCACGUUCGCUUUUCGGAUACAUGUCACUAUUGCGGAUCAAUUGCCUGAAGUUAUACGUACACUUCGAGCUCCACAUAAGCCCGGUGACUCCGCCUUACAAUUGUACAAAAGCCUCGAAAAAGGUGGCGGCGAAUUUUUGAGUUAUCUGGACAGUGAUCUGACGUUGGUGGAUCAAAAUGAUGAAUUUGAAGAGAUGAAAAGCGAUAGGGCUAAGAACUACGUAAGUAGACCAACCGGUUGUGUAAUUUGUUUUGUGGAUCUUCAUCAAUAG
Molecule: messenger RNA, 369 nt
Organism: Necator americanus (New World hookworm)
Lineage: Eukaryota; Metazoa; Nematoda; Chromadorea; Rhabditida; Ancylostomatidae
Exons: 3
Coding region: 1-369 (122 amino acids)
Biological process (GO): cortical actin cytoskeleton organization
Cellular component (GO): cytoplasm; cytoskeleton
Molecular function (GO): actin filament binding
Source: RefSeq, a predicted model, not a curated record